GUAGUGGCGCGGAAAAGGCGGAGUUUGAGCCAAAAUGAGGGAAAAUAAGAACAUGUCCGAGACCCCCUCUCAAGCGGGAAAAGAAAUACCGGCGAAAAAACAAAAACUUAGCAGUGACGAGAACAGUAACCCCGAUUUAUCAGGAGACGAGAAUGAUGAUGCUGUCAGUGUUGAGAGUGGGACCCACGCAGAGCGCCCAGACACCCCCACCAACACGGCCAACGCCCCGGGCAGAAAGAGCUGGGGCAAGGGCAAGUGGAAGUCCAAGAAGUGCAGAUAUUCUUUUAAAUGUGUAAACAGCCUGAGGGAAGACCACGGACAGCCGCUGUUUGGCGUCCAGUUUAACUGGCACAGCAAGGAGGGAGACCCGCUGGUGUUUGCCACAGUGGGGAGUAACAGGGUAACUCUUUAUGAAUGUCACUCUCAGGGAGAAAUAAGACUAUUGCAGUCUUACGUGGAUGCAGAUACAGAUGAGAACUUCUAUACGUGUGCCUGGACCUACAACACCAACACAAACCAUCCUCUGCUGGCCGUGGCCGGGUCCCGCGGAAUCAUCCGGGUGAUCAACCACAUCACAAUGCAGUGUAUCAAGGUACAGCUCGUCGGGGUUUGCAGUAGUUUGGAUCACCUAGCACACAUCUGUCUGAACACACACAUAAUACUCCAUAUAAAUGUCUCUUAGAAACAUAGCACAGCAAGUAAGGACAUUUGUAUUUGGUAGAUUCUUUCUUUGUUGUAACAAUGCCCCUUGGCAUUAAAUCAGUAUUGUCUGAAUAACACUCCCAUUAUGUGCAAUGUCCAUACUGAUCGCGUUGCCUCUUUGAACUGCACUGUUAGUGUAAAGUUGUAUUAGCCUACUGCUUUAUUGUAUCUUUGUAACUCUGGCACAACA
Molecule: messenger RNA, 892 nt
Organism: Notothenia coriiceps (black rockcod)
Lineage: Eukaryota; Metazoa; Chordata; Actinopteri; Perciformes; Nototheniidae
Product: polycomb protein eed
Exons: 5
Coding region: 35-682 (215 amino acids)
Molecular function (GO): protein binding
Source: RefSeq, a predicted model, not a curated record